GCUGUAGGAUUGUAUGCCCCGAACUAUCGAGUAAGGUUUUUGUAAUAAAACAUCAAUUACCAGGUUUUUGUUUGUUUUAACCUAGCACACGGACCAGAGGCGUCUGUGUAGGCGGCGCUGUGGUUUAUAUAUGACCACUGAGACCCGGAAGAGCAGGAGAAAGACCGUACAGGAAGUCGGAAACAUCUGAUAAACAUCCGACAUGAGAAGCAAACAGUGAAGUUCUGUUGUUAUUAUCAGGUCAUUGAAGCCGUUCCUUAUUUUAAGUGCAGUUUUUAAACCAGUCAGGUUCCCGCGUCAGCUCAGGGAUCAGAUGAAGGACACGCUGCAGCUCGUGCACAGACUGAGCGCGCACCCGGACUCGCGCUGCUGGUACGUAGCGUGGAGCCCCACGGGCGCGCUGCUGGCUUCCUGCGGGGGAGACCGAGCUAUACGGAUAUGGGGCAAAGAAGGAGAGAGCUGGCAGUGUAAGUGUGUGCUGUCAGAUGGACACCAGCGAACUGUCAGGAAGAUCUCCUGGUCACCCUGUGGGAACUUUCUCGCAUCCGCUAGCUUCGAUGCCACCACGUGUAUCUGGAAAAAGAAGGAUGACGAUUUUCAAUGCCUUACAGUGUUAGAGGGACAUGAAAAUGAGGUGAAGUGUGUCGCAUGGGCUCCAUCUGGUAACUUGCUAGCCACCUGCAGCAGAGACAAGAGUGUUUGGAUAUGGGAAGUGGAUGAAGAGGAUGAGUAUGAGUGUGUGAGUGUCUUAAAUUCUCACACACAGGAUGUAAAACAUGUAGUUUGGCAUCCCACACAAGAGUUACUUGCCUCAGCCAGUUAUGACAACAAAGUGUGUAUUUAUAAAGAAGAGGAUGAUGACUGGGAAUGCCGGGCAACCUUAGAAGGACAUACGUCAACAGUGUGGAGUCUUUCAUUUGACCCUGAAGGACAGCGGUUAGCCUCCUGUAGUGAUGACCGCACUGUAAAAAUAUGGAAGGAGUGUGCAGCAGAUGAUGAAUCCGUCGAUGGUUCAUGGAAGUGUAUUUGCACCUUGUCUGGCUUUCACAGCCGUACAGUGUAUGAUGUCUCAUGGAGUCGUCUUAAUGGUGCUCUGGCUACAGCUUGUGGAGAUGAUGGAGUUCGUGUUUUUAAGGAGGAAGCAGCCUCUGAUCCUGAGCAGCCCGUGUUUUAUAUAUCUGCUCACGUGCCCAAAGCGCACAGCCAGGAUGUUAACUGUGUGGCCUGGAAUCCAAAGGAAGCAGGUGUGCUGGCUACAUGCAGCGACGAUGGAGAAAUCGCUAUCUGGAACUACCAAUCAGAUGAUUAAAACAUUGAGAGUAAAUAUUCUCCGUGAGUGCUGCUUUUUCUCCAUAAAGCACUCAGAUUUAAAAGCAAUAGUGUUUUUGUUCAAGAUUUAGAUACCAUUCAACUGUUCAAGUCUGUUUUAGGUCUAUUAAUAUAAUGAAUAAAUUGUAUACAAAAAUAUAAAUGACUCAAUCAGGAAGCGCUGGCUCAAAAGUAGGCUCAUUGGCUCUUUAUUCAAAUGAUGUUAACUUUGCAUAUAUAAAUUAAUUUAAAAAAUUUAUGGUCAUUGGAUUUACACUGGAUGUAAUGAAUAUGAGCUUUAUAGUGUGUGACAAAAACCUGUAUUAUCAGUAAAAAAUUAAUCCAUGAGAAUAUCGGAAAUUUGACAUUUCGUUCUAAAAACAGAAUACAUUAGCAGUUAUUUGUAAUGAAGAUGCGUUUAUUAUUAGUUUCUGGUCAACUUGGGAUUGAAUUAUGAUUUCCUGCCUUUCUUGCGCAAGGAUUGGCCUUCUCCCGAGAAUGCAAUGAAGCUAGUGGAAGAGUCCUCCUGUACACAAAGAACAAAAUAUGUGACAAUAGAACAUCUAAUGAAUUGAUAAAAGUAUAUUUUACUUUGUAUUUUACAGACUUCUCAAACUUAAUCAUUCCAUGUAUGUGACUGACUAUAGUGUGGAUAAAUGAUUGUGAUGCAAAUGAUCAAA
Clarias gariepinus (North African catfish) is the source of this 1988-nucleotide messenger RNA. RefSeq names its product cytosolic iron-sulfur assembly component 1 (gene ciao1). The coding region runs from base 314 to 1309 and encodes 331 amino acids. The record is from RefSeq and is a predicted model, not a curated record. Gene Ontology annotation, molecular function: protein binding. Gene Ontology annotation, cellular component: cytosolic [4Fe-4S] assembly targeting complex. The transcript has 7 exons. Gene Ontology annotation, biological process: iron-sulfur cluster assembly. Lineage: Eukaryota; Metazoa; Chordata; Actinopteri; Siluriformes; Clariidae.